AUGCAGUCCCCGAGAAUUCCAGGUCGAAAAAGAGGAAGACCCCCACUCCAUUCAAGUCCCAUGAAAAUGGCCGUUCAUAAUCUUUACGCUUCGCCUCCUGGUUCUUUGCCAGUUGUGAAGAUCCCAAAGAAGCGAGGGAGAAAACCUGGAUAUAAACUGAAAUCUCGUGUUCUAAUGACUCCUUUAGCAAUCUCCCCACCAAGAAGCACCCCAGAACCUGAUAUUAGUUCAAUCCCCCAGGACGCGGCUACAAUUCCCAACUCAGCAGCACCACAAGCCCUCACAGUCUGCCUUUAUGUCAACAAGCAAGCGAAUGUGGGGCCAUACCUUGAGCGAAAGAGAGUGCAGCAACUUCCAGAUCAUUUUGGACCUGAACGACCUUCUAUGGUGCUACAGCAGGCAGUUCAGGCAUGCAUUGAUUGUGCCCACCAGCAAAAGACUGUCUUCUUGCUUGUCAAGCAGGGCUACGGAGGUGAAAUGGUGUCAGUUUCUGCCUCUUUUGAAGGAAAACAGCACCUUUUGAGUCUCCCGGUUGUGAACAGUAUCGGUUACGUUUUGCGAUUCCUCAAAAAGCUUUGCCGUAACUUAUUGUGCGACAAUCUUUUCAGCAACCAGCCUUUUCCUCAAUAUAACACUUCUGAAAACCCAGAAGAGUAUGAAAAUGGUCAGAUGGAAUCAGCAGAAACAGUUAUACCCGAAGACUAUCUGGUUGAUCCGCUGGCCACAAAGCACUAUGGCAUUGAUCCCUCUGAUUCAGCAUUUAAUUGCAUGGGAUCCUUGUACUCUAUGAGACAGAGUUCUGGAGAUGGACGACAUGCUGGAGGAUCAUCGUCCUCUUGCAGUCAUCGUUCUGCUCAGAUGGCUUCUGGAGGACCAUCAACUGCUAGUCUGAGGCAUCAAACGUCAAGUCCAACCCGAAAUGGAACCACUCUGGAAGGAAACAGAAAUGCUUCAAGUCCAUCUCCAGAAAGACAGGAUGUAACAAGGCCCGUGAGCAAAAAUCCUUUGACCUGGACUGUCGAUGAUGUGGUUUGGUUUGUUAAAGAUGCAGAUCCUCAUGCUUUAGGACCCCAUGUGGAGCUCUUCAGGAAACAUGAGAUUGAUGGCAAUGCGUUGUUGCUACUGAAAAGCGACAUGAUCAUGAAAUAUUUGGGCCUGAAGCUGGGACCAGCACUCAAACUCUGCUAUCACAUUGAUAAAUUGAAACAAGCCAAGUUCUGA
Messenger RNA from Python bivittatus (Burmese python), 1221 nucleotides. RefSeq names its product Scm polycomb group protein like 4 (gene SCML4). Gene Ontology annotation, biological process: negative regulation of DNA-templated transcription. Gene Ontology annotation, molecular function: histone binding; chromatin binding. Gene Ontology annotation, cellular component: nucleus. NCBI's taxonomy places the organism in Eukaryota, Metazoa, Chordata, Lepidosauria, Squamata, Pythonidae. The record is from RefSeq and is a predicted model, not a curated record.